AAAGACCUGCCUGGCACAAGAGAUCCGGGCUCAGAGCUGGUACAGCGAAUUUAGCCCGCAUACUUCUUUAACAUACAGAUAGAGAAUCGUGCCCAAAUGGCCCAUACAGAUUUCUGCAAGGAUUUUUAUCUUUGUGUAAGAAAGUUAGAUGUACCACGUGCUUCAUAAACUAGAGCAGUCUCUCCUAGGGGACAUGGAAAAAGAACUGGAGCCUACAGAUAUAUUUUCAGAAGCACAUCUGACAAAGCAUCAUUAAAAUAAGUGUUAUGUAUUCCAUCCCCUUCCUCUCUGAGAAGGAAAGGAGCAGGAGACCCGUUGCAUGCCCAUCAGACACCUCUACUGCGCAAUCACAAAGAGGGUCAAGACUUUGUGACAAAAUGCCCAACUGGGGGGAUACACCAAGCUUUUCAUUUGAUUACUAUGAUCACAAUGCACGCACAGAACGUGGAAGAUCACAACACUUGCAUGAUACAGAGCUUCCACCAUCAAAUGAAUCAAAACCCACCAGACGUUUCAUUCCUGAUUCCUGGAGGAGCUGCUUUAGGAGAAAUAAAGCAAAUGGUGAACCUUUCACAUUAAAGAAUGUGGAAGGGGGACAGCGCUCACCACCUGUCACCCCUCUUCUUGAUAUCAGCAGAGACUCCAGCCUAACUGAAAAGAGUGAUGCCCACACCAAGUCAUGCAGCACCAUCAAUUCCAGUAAAGAGAUCCAGAUCAAGAAAUCUUCGGAUUCCAUGGACAGGAAGAGUCAGGAGUCCACAAACUUCAUGGAAAAGGUAGAAGCAUACAACCUAAAAUACUCAUAUAUGAAGUCCUGGCCAGGUUUGCUAAGGAUCUUAGCUGGAGUUCAACUUCUUUUUGGUGGGGUAGUAUUUGCCUGUGCCUGUUCUUACAUCCAGAAAGACUAUCAAUGGUACAAUCUAUUUGGCACUGAACUCCAAAGGACUUUACCUGGUGGCUACAGCUACUAUGGCCCAAUGACUCCAUUUGUGUUGGUUGUGACCAGUGUUGUGUGCCUGAUCACCUUGAUUCUAUUGGGGUUGGGUCUAACUAUGUAUUACCGGACCAUUCUCCUAGACUCCCACUGGUGGCCUCUGACAGAGUUUGCCAUCAACAUCAUCAUGUUCCUUCUUUACAUGGCAGCUGGAAUAGCUUAUGUAAAUGACAUAAAUCGGGGUGGCCUCUGCUAUUCCGUGUUUGCUGUGAAUCCACUGAUGGCAGCCUUCUGUAGGGUGGAAGGUGGGCAAGUGGCUGCAAUAGCUUUCCUCUUCUUCAACAUGUUUCUGUAUUUGGUGAGUUCCCUGGUGUGCCUAAAAAUGUGGAGACAUGAGCAGAGACGGAGGCAGGCCAGCAAGGUUAAGAGAUUGGACAGACCUAGAAGGAUAGUUUUCCAGGAUGAAGUUGAACAUUUAGAAGGAAUGAAAGGGAGAGUUACCAGUACAAUCAAUUUCUCAGACAAAGGGAGUGACAUUGGUGUCUUAAAUCGUUCCAUUCCCACAGGUUAUCGACCAAAACCUCAUGUGGUACCAGACUAUGUAUUAAAGUAUCCAGAGAUCAGAACCACAGAUGAACGAGAAAGUUACAAAGCUGUGUUCAAUGACCAAUAUGCAGAAUACAAAGAGCUGUAUGGGGAGGUGAGAACAGCAAUGGUGAAGUUUAAAGAACUGGACAAUAUGAUGAUUAAAUUGACCAGUGGGCCACAAAGCCAAAAAGCACUAGACAGAAUGAAAACCAUUACUCAAAUAUAUGAAAAGAAGAAAAAUGACCCUGGAUUUCUUGAGAAACGUGAACGCUGUAUGUAUUUAAAGCAGAAACUCACACACAUCAAGAAACGGAUCCAGGAUUAUGACCAACGGGAGGGCUCUGUGUAUUUUUAAAUGUUUUUUCAAAUAUAUUUAUGGAUAAUUUAGUUCUCAUGCAGCAGCUAUAGUAAUGCAGUUAAAGACAUAUUUAGGAAAAUACUACUUUAAAUAUAAACAUUUAAUGUUUAAAGUCUGUUAAUGUUAGCCACUUCUAGAUACCACCUUCACUUAUUGUACAGAACAAAGAAACAUUGUCUUAAUCCCAUCGCAAUCUUGGCCUAAGCCGGCACAGUAAACACGGUGCACAUGGAACAUGUGGCAUAUCCGGACAUGUCAAGGGGAGCAGACUCCGUAGAGUGUAGAAGCUCUUAAUAGGCUGGUUGGAAAGAUACAAGAUCCCCCUGCAACUGGCCCAUUUAUACAGUGGAGGACUGUAGACCUCCCUCGCCUCUUUUCUAUUCUAAUUUAAGGCAGGUCACAAGGAUAUGUAACAUCUUGUCCAUUUGCACACAUAAAGAGACAUGCAGUGUAGGUGACAGAGGUCUCUUUGCAUAGUGGGUCUGGUUGCUGCCUAAACAGUGAUAAGUACAUCACUAGGGUUUCUGAUACUAAUCAUGCACCUUAUUCUUAAACCUUAGAUUAUAGACCUUAGGGGUAGUCACUGGUAGAGCUGGGUGCAUUCAGCCAAGCUUACCCUUAAAAGGAAUCUGCCUAUUUAUUCUCAUGGGGAAACUAUAGACAGGGCAAGAGUUAUUUAUGAAGAGAAAAGCCGGAAAUGGGAAGCAUAUUGAACUAUGUCUGCAGGGCUCUAAGGACAACUGACUUUUCAACAAUAUGUCUUUAUCAAAGGCUACACAUCUUGCUCCUGCAAGGGCAACCUUUAUUCUGUAAUGAAGAGUUCAUGUCACUUUUAUCAUACGAACAGCACUUUAUUGCAAUAAAUUACAUGAAAAUAUUCUUCUGUGU
Spea bombifrons (plains spadefoot toad) is the source of this 2768-nucleotide messenger RNA. It is a transcript of the gene OCEL1, whose product is annotated as occludin/ELL domain containing 1. Gene Ontology annotation, biological process: bicellular tight junction assembly. The transcript has 6 exons. Bases 267 to 1877 code for a protein of 536 amino acids. The record is from RefSeq and is a predicted model, not a curated record. Lineage: Eukaryota; Metazoa; Chordata; Amphibia; Anura; Pelobatidae. Gene Ontology annotation, cellular component: bicellular tight junction; apical plasma membrane; cytoplasmic vesicle.